UAAUUUUGCAUUUCCGGGGGGGGAGAAGUGUUUGUAAACAAAACCGUUCUCUCCCCUGUCAGAUCCUGCACACUGCUUUGCAUGGCUAUGCAUAGCAGAGUCAUGCAAAGCAGUGUGCUUACAGUGAAACACAGACACACACAGCCCCACAGUAAAACACACACAGCACACAGUUAACCCUUUGAACACUCCACAUGUUAACCCCUUCCUGCCCAGUGCCAUUUGUACAGUGUCAGUACUUUUUUAUUAGCACUGAUCACUGUAUUGGUGUCACUGGGAUGUCAGUGACACCAAGUCAGUUCCCCCCAGUGUCUGAAUGCCCGCCACAGUCUCAC
Molecule: messenger RNA, 335 nt
Organism: Staurois parvus
Lineage: Eukaryota; Metazoa; Chordata; Amphibia; Anura; Ranidae
Source: the annotation of a GenBank genome assembly